AUGCCGUUGGGAAGACUUUUCUUGGAUGCUGAUAGUGAUGGUGAUGCUGAAGAGAAAGAACAUGAAAAGGACAGUUCGGAUCCACAUGUGAUCAAGAGACGUUUGCAAACAGAGAAGGCUAGGAGUGCUUUGGCCUCCUCACGGGCAGCUCGGAAGGCAUCAAAAGAUUGUGGUGGUGGCUCUAGCGCCAGUAGUGCUGGAGUUUUUGCUGUAUCAGGAAUUUCAGAUGCCUCUCCUGCAGCUAAAUUUUUGCAGAAAAAGUUUUUGACAGGAAGACUCCAUCAUUCCUAUGCGUUGUCACAGGGUUAUGAGACCAUCACAGAUCCGAACCAGAAUCGGGGGAAUCAAAGAGAUCGUGCCAGAUGUGCUUGGAGCCUUUUGUGCGCCAUUGCCCAUGCACUUGAAGCAAUUUUUGCCGUUCCUCCAGCAAACCCUCCUGUGAAGUUUGUCAUCAACACAGCAGUGCCAGAUGACACCAAGGGGCCAAGCAAAGGUGACCGAUCACUGGUGUUUACCGUGAUGAAUGUCGCCCAGAACUGCGUUGUGUGUUAUGAUGCUCCUUCGGAUUCACAACAUGAUUGGCACUGUUUGUCUGUCCCUUGCCCUAUAUCCGUUUUGAAGGCGCCCAACCGGGAGCACAUUCAUGCUGCGUAUGCUUCUCACUUGAUUGCUGGUGGUUCAGGUGUGGGCCAAAAGUGGAAAGCACUAGGCAUCACUGAUACAGUCACCAAUGCUAUUACCAAUGCAAAGUGGGCAGUGCAAGUGAUGUGCGGUGACGCCCUUGAGGCAAACUCAGCAGCGUUUGCGAUUGAGAGGAAAUUGCUGGCAGGGGUUCAAGUGGCAAAGUUUCCAGAAGAAAUGUCAAACUGGCGGAAGAGAGCAGAGUGGUUGGUCAGGGGCUUUGAUUCUCGAUCGAAAGCUACAGUCACCGCCCUUCAAGACCUUGUUCAGUUCUUGAAUGGCAACACUGCUGACAGUCAGGGGCGUUUGGUGCACUGGUGCCUAUUGCCGGCCAGCAAUGGUGGCCAAGUAUGCUGUGAAAGUGAGGGUGACGCAUGGAAUCGCUUGAUUUCCUGCUUGACAGCAUUUCUCGCUAAAGGCUUUGCAGUGCCAUUGCUGUACCGAAUGAAACAUUACUGCCAGGCAUCCAGCUAUAUGCGAGUUGCCACCAACCUGCAUGGCAUUUUGCCACGAAUUUUGCAGGAAAUGAAGAGCAUCACUAUGUCAAGCGCAAGCAGCAACAGCAAACUUUCUGAAGUGGUCGAUGUGUUGUUGGCAGAGAGUAAAGUCGGGCAACAGCCCUCACAAGGGCUCAGCAAUGAAGAUUUUCAAGCGCUCCUGGGUGAGAUGCUGAAUGAAAACGCAGACUACGCUGCGCAAAACGGGGUUCGCCGCAAGAUGGUCUUAGCCGAGGUGUCCAAGGAAACCUUCAGCCAGUCAUCCAUCAUCAUUGAUAUGUUGGUACAACCGCUGGAGCGUGCAACAAACUUUUUCUUGAAAAGGACAAAACUACUUUACGACAUGCAGUACCUUAGCCGUGCCAAUCCUCGCUAUGAGGAACAGGGGCGUGAGUCCAAGGAAAAAUUCCUUCAAGUGAUUCAGGGAGACCUGGGCAAAGAGCUUCUUCGAUCCUACAUCGGAGUCUUGAGCAACAGUCUCAAGGAAGCAACGGCCAUGGGACUACAGGGGACACAAGAACAGCUCAACCUCAUUUUUCAAAUGAUCUGUGUCUCAUUGACAGACUUGCAAAGGCGGUUGGUACAAGAGUUCAUGCAGCCACCAUACACUUUGCUUGCACUAGCAGACGCCGAUUUCCCAAGCUUUGUUUCAGGGUGGCAACAGUUGCAGCAAAGGCACAAGAAGUGCAAGCAAUGUGUAGAUGUUGAGUUCACAGCUGCUUUGCUCAAUGCAUACCGCACUCGCAUGUCUUCCGAGCUUACACCAGAGCAAGCGCCAGAGGUUGAAGAGGUCCAGGCCCUUUUGAGGGCAAUCUGCACAUGGUGCCCUCUCACAAGUGAUGCAGAAGUGGCUGCAGUCCAACGAACCCAUGGCGCUGCUCAUGAAACACCUGAGGAAAGAGAGGCGCGCUUGGGACAUGCUGUGAGUCAAAAGGUUCGGAAGAUUGCGGGUUGGAAUGCCUAUUGCAAGCAGCGAUUGGAAGGAUCCGCUUUCAACACCAAAGAGUAUUCUGAACGAGUGAAGCUCAUUGGACAAGAAUGGAAGAAUAUGUCACCAGAGGAGAAAGAACCAUUUGCAGUUGAAGCUUCUCACCAGAAUGAGCUACGGCAAGAGUUGGCCGAAACACCACUUUCUGUUGGAGCCCCGGGAAUGCCAUCCCGGGCAACACAGCUUGAAGCACAAGUUGGAAGGAAUGGCUGCAAACAUUUUGCGGCAAGACGGCUUUUACUCAACCUGGCCCAAUAUGAGCAACACUCCACGUGGCAGCUACCAACAUGCUCUGGAGCACUGAAAGCAUCGCAAAUAGAUAUGCGCAUUGGGGACACUGAAGUUUCGGAACGAUUGGAUGAAACAAUGCACAAAGCAGUCACUGGGACUUCUCUUGAGUCUGAGAUUCCAGAGGAAAUCCUGGGCAACCUUGAAGUUCAUGAUUCUCCGUGUCCUCAUUUCGUUUGCCAACUUGACCACAAUUAUUCCCGUAUGGAGCAGAUGGUGAAAGAUCUGUCAUGGAAGCUUGAAGAGCAUAAGAUUCACCCUGGUUGCCUCCUUGUGUUUUCAAGCUCCCACUGUCGUGACGUCAGCCAUCCACGGAUUAUUGGUGUGUCUGCCAAGAAACCCAAGUUCCACAUGUUUUUGAAAGUGGUCCUCGAGCAUGACCGAGUGUUGCUGACAAGGUCUCAUGAUGCGGAGCCCGAGUUUGAGUCUUCACAUGAACUUUUCUUGAUGCUUUUGAGGUUGUCGGAAAGCACACCUGACACUGAGUGCAAUGUUGAAGUUGCCGUUUGGGAUUGCAAUGCCUUUUUAGUGUCUCAAGGUCAAGGUCCGACAUGUUUGCUCCAGAGUAGUCCUGAUUCGUUGCGCUGCCAGUUCAUUGUCUCCAGUGUGAAAAGAACAAAGAAAAAUAUGAGAAAAUUUCCUUGCCCUUUGGCUUUGACAAAAGCAUCAAGAGGAAGCGCCAAGCAGCCCAAAUCCCAGAAGAGCCCUUCGAAGUGCAAGGUUGGAAAAGUGAAACCAGCCACGCCUGAAGAGAUCUCAAGUCAGGACCUCGACAAUUCGUCAGAAUCAAGUGAGUCCAGUGAGUCUGAGUCUUGCAAAGGUGAGGUGCAAGAAGAAGGUGAUGCUUUUCCUGAGGUUGAGAAAGAGGAAGAAGUGAUCAUUCCUAUGUCAAGUACAGUGGAAAAGGAGGCAUAG
Messenger RNA from Durusdinium trenchii, 3369 nucleotides. The record is from the annotation of a GenBank genome assembly. Lineage: Eukaryota; Dinophyceae; Suessiales; Symbiodiniaceae.